Messenger RNA from Neltuma alba, 3603 nucleotides. RefSeq names its product disease resistance protein TAO1-like. Bases 1 to 3603 code for a protein of 1200 amino acids. Lineage: Eukaryota; Viridiplantae; Streptophyta; Magnoliopsida; Fabales; Fabaceae. Gene Ontology annotation, biological process: defense response. The record is from RefSeq and is a predicted model, not a curated record. The transcript is spliced from 5 exons. Gene Ontology annotation, molecular function: ADP binding.
AUGGCUAAGGUUGUGUUUGCCAAGCUCCGCUCUAAAUUUGAUAGGUGCUACUUCUUGAAAAAUUUCAUAGAAAAGUAUGAAAAGCAUGGAUCGGAACAUGUACGUGACGAACUCUUUCAAGAACUAUCAAAGGAUAAAUCUCUUGAAUGGCUCAGUUGUAGAAAGGUUUUGAUUGUGCUUGAUGAUGUUAGCAACACAAAACAGUUAGAUGAGUUGACAAGUGAAGCUCCUCGUUUGGGAACUGGUAGUAAAGUCAUCAUAACAAGUAGAGAUAAGCAUGUGCUUAAUGGAAGAGUUGAGAAAAUACAUGAGGCCGAGGCAUUGAGCUACAACAAUUCACUUGAGCUUUUCAACCUCAAAGCCUUCCACAAAGUUGGUUAUGAAAGUGAAUAUGAAGAACUGGUUGAAAGAGCACUUGCUUAUGCCAAAGGCAUCCCAUUGGCCUUAACUGUUUUGGGUUCGUUUCUACAUUCCAGACCUAUAAAUCAAUGGGUAAGUGUGUUGAACAAAUUAGAACGGAUGGCCAAUAAAGAUAUUCAAGAUGUGUUAAAAUUGAGUUACGAUGGACUUGAUCAUGAAGUGAAGGAGAUAUUUUUAGACAUUGCUUUUUUUUUUAAAGGUGAAUGGGAAAAUUAUGUAGCAGCAACGCUAGAGGGCUUUGGCUUUCAUGCAAGAAUUGGUUUGGGAAUUCUUGUGGAUAAGGCGUUGAUAAGUUAUAGUCAUGGUGCGGUAUGGAUGCAUGAUUUAAUACAAUGGAUGGCUUUUGAAAUUGUUCGCCAAGAGAAUGAGAAAAAUCCUGGAGGACGUAGUCGACUACGGAAUCCUGAUGAGAUCCGUGAUGUGCUAGAAAAUAAUCGGGGAAGUGGUGCAAUUCAAGGCAUAAGUUUAGAUUUGUCUCAAAUUAAAUAUUUAAAAUUGAGUGCUGAUGUCUUUAGAAAGAUGACAAAUUUAAGGUAUCUUCGGUGGGACAAUUUUCCUUUAGAGUCUUUCCCAUUGUCAUUUUGUGCCGAGAAGCUAGUUGAACUUCACAUGCCUCAUAGCUACCUUCGAAAACUAUGGGAUGGCAAGCAGGAGUUGGUGAAUUUAAGGAAUAUAAACCUUGAGAGAUCCAAAAAAUUGAUAGAGUUGCCAGAUUUGUCAACCGCUGAAAGACUUGAAAGGGUUACUCUUUUCGCGUGUGAAAGUUUAUGCCAUCUUCAUCCAUCCAUUUUAUCUCUUCCGAGAUUAGAGUUUGUGGAUCUUGGGAUGUGCAAAAACCUGAAGAGUUUGGGUACAGAGAGUCAAUCAAAAUUGCUCUCAAAGCUAAAUCCAUUUUCCAAGUGUCUACCAUUGUCAUUUUGUGCCGAGAAACUAGUCGUACUUCUCAUGCCAGGGAGUCAGCUUGAAAAACCACGGGAUGGCAUGCAGAACUUUGUGAACCUAAGGGAGAUAAACCUUGCUGGGUGCAACCAAUUGAUAGAGUUGCCAGAUUUGUCAACGGCCCAAAAUCUUGAACAGGUUGAUCUGACAUACUGUGAAAGUUUACAGCAUCUUCAUCCAUUAAUUUUAUCUCUCCCAAGAUUGAGAGAUCUGAAACUUUAUGACUGCCGAAACCUGAAAAGUUUGAAAUGUGAGAGUCCAUCAAAAUCUCUCUUGCACCUAUAUGUCUAUGGUUGCUCUAGUCUCAAGGAAUUUUCAUUCUCAUCAGACAAAAUGGAGAAUUUAAGUUUGGUAGGAACAUGUGUCGAGAUAUUGGACUUUUCAACUGGGCCUAUGGAGAAACUCGAGGCGCUCUAUGUCAACGGCUCAGCAUUAAAGAAUCUUCCGAUCAAUGACAUCUGUUACAUGAGAUCUCUCCAGGCGCUUCAUCUUUAUGAUUGCGGAAUAAUUGAUAAAUCAAAGCUCCAUGCCUUAUUUGAUGCUUUGCUAUCUCUAGAAACAAUUGAUUUGAGAGGGACACGCAAAUUGACUGAACUUCCAGACAAUAUCAAGCAUCUCUCAAGGCUACGACAUCUUAACGUAAGCGGUUGCAAGGACCUUCAAUCUUUUCCCGAGCUUCCUCCAUCCAUUGAACAUUUAGAUGCCGGCAAAUGCACAUCAUUAAAGACACUACAAUUCACUUCCCAUAUUAAAUCUCCAUUGUCGACAGAUGAAAUAACGGCGGGUUCACCAUUCUGUUCCUCGAUUAGCUAUCUCAAAAAUCUUGUUUCGCUUAGUCUUAAUGAUUGUGAACAGUUGUAUGAACUUCCUGCUGGCAUCAAGCAUCUUUCAAAUCUACAGUAUAUUGACUUGAGCAAUUGUAGAAGACUUCGCUCUCUGCCAGUGCUACCACCGUUCUUUGAACACAUUCUUGCCCAGGGUUGCACAUCAUUGGAAACGCAUGUUAUGGAAAGUGCUUAUUUCUUAUUGAGGCGACUAGUAUAUGCAUAUAAAGGAGGUUACAUUUCCUACUCCGGAAGAAAAGCCCCAGAGUGGUUUAGAUUUAAUCAGGUAGUAGAGGCUUCCAAAGAUGUAACUAUUGAGCUUCCUUUCCCCACCAGCGACGUAAUUGGCUUCAUUUUCUGCUCUGUUGUUUUUCAACGCUCUUCCUCCGCCCUUUCAUGCAUAAUGGAUCCUAGUGGUGGUUGGCCAUGGAAAUCAACAGCUGCUAUCGGAGAAGUGACAAAUUUCGAUUCACAUCAAGUUUUUCUGUGGGGUGAACCUUGCCCAUUCAAGGGCUUCCAUAAGAAGAUGGACGAUCAAAACACCAAUUAUAGACCAAAGGUGCUACUUAAAUUCGAUAAUGAUGCAGGAAGUGUGAUUGAAGAAUGUGGAGUCUUGCCAAUAUAUGCCUCGGAAUAUCGCAACUUCAUUCAUCAAAUGGAAUUGCAGCCAAACUUGGAUUCCCAAAAAGAGACUUGUCAUGAUGCUGAUGAGAAUUCAUUUCAUGGAAUCCUAAAAUAUACUCGUUUCUCCUUGAAUCAAGGAAAAUGUGGCAAUUUUGAAGGAAGUAUUAUUCCAGAAUGGUUUACUUAUAAAAGUUCAACAAUAAACUAUGAAUCUCCAGACGCGCGGAUCAGUGUUCGGUUUGCUCUGGAUUUUGACAACUUAAUAGGCUUCAUUUUUUGCUUUGUUAUACCCCAGUUCUCCUCAAAAAAAAGGGAUGAAUGUCACUCGUCAUGUGAUUUCUAUUUACAUGAUGUGAGUGAAGGCAGGGGUUUGAAACUUGAUAACCUUUUGAAUGGUCCAAUAGGAUGGCACUAUUCAGUGGAAAAAUGGAAUUCAGAUGAUGUUUUUCUAUGGUACGAUCCCCUGCACAGUGAACGUGUACUACGGAAACUCCGAAGAAAGGCGAGAGGUCAUGAUGAGGAGCUUGAAUUUAAAUUUCAUAUUGGUGAUUAUUUUGGUGAUGAUUAUUUUUCCAAUAAUUGCAAUUCUGAAAGGCACAAUUGCUGGAUCAAAGAAUGUGGAGUUCGUCCAAUAUAUGUCUCGGAGUACACAAACUUCCUUCUUCAACAAAAAAAAUUCAAAGAAGGUAUUGAAAAAAAGAGGCCUCGAAAUAUUGAUGAUGACCAGUACCAACUCCCUUCAACAAAGAAACUGAAGGAGUCUUCAAUCAUUCAAUCUAUUCCCCCAGAAUCCUGA